AGAAAAAAAAAAGAGGAACCGAAAUGAGAAGCAAACUAUCUGGUGAAGCAAAUGGGGUUAGAUUAGGAGAACGACAGGGUGUUAAAACAAAUUGCGGGGAAUUAUCAGUGUGACUCAAAGGCCAGCCGCUCCUCAGUCACUCGCUCCGAGGUUUACCUCCAGCUCGGACUUUUCUGCUGAAGUCAAACUCAGUUCUCGUUGCUUUCAGCGCGGCUCAUGGCGGAAGCGGCGGCUCAGCUGUGAAUCCGGACCGCGGCGUCUUUUUGUUCGUUUUUAAGUGAACGCCUCUCGUCUCGUGAGUUUUUGUUUCCCCCUGACUUCUCGCUCUUUCGUGCUCUUCGGGCGGGUUUUUUUGUGAACUCUUCACGCCGGUAAUUUUUUUUUCCCGGCUUCGUGUAUUUGCGGCUGUCUUCUGCGUUGCCAGGUCCGGUGAACUCGACGCAUGCAGUCUUAAUCUGUGUCUGCGUCUGGGUUUCUGAAGCGAAGGGUUAAAAAAAAAAAAAAAAAAAAAACGGGAUUAGAAGAUUGGAAAAACAAAAUGAACAUCAGCAGUCUCGGCGAAGAAGACUUGAACAAGCUGUCGAAGUUGCUGGACAACUCCAGUUGUGGAUGGAGGCAGCUGGCCAGCGCGGCGACUGAACACCCGCAAUUCCGCUGCAGUGAAAAGGAGCUGACCACCUGCUCCAUUCAGGUGCUGGACGCUGCAGGCAGCCCUGCCCGCACACUCCUGGCGUGGUUAGCGGAUCGCGGCUGCACGCUUGACUUCCUCCAGCACUACCUGAGGAGGAUGGACCACCAGCAAGCCCUGCAGUUUCUCACCACUGCAGCAUUGGAGCAGAUCAAGAUCACAGUCCAGCCACAGUCUCAACAGGCUCCUCUGGGGAGCAGGGUGGUUCUGACAUGCAGGGCCUCUGGACCUUCUGGACUCAGCUACCAGUGGUUCAAAGGCAAAGAGGAGAUUUUACACGAGACAGGAAGUUUGCCAGAGCUGGUUCUGUGCCCUUUGGGUCCAGCCCACCAGGGUCACUACAUCUGCAGGAUCAACCAUGGAGAAAAAUGCAUCUUCUCCACGUGGGCUCAUAUUCGACUGCUUCAUUCUGCAGGCUCCAGCUCAGGCUGCAGCAGUAUGUUUCCAGUAAGUGGACUGCGAGUCAGUCAGCAGCCCAGCUCCCAAGCAGCAUCCGAAGGGGAUGUUUUGGUCCUGAAGUGCAGAGCAGAGGCUAACCCCCCUCCCCAGUAUGAGUGGUAUCACAACGAAAUGCCCAUCCCUCAACAAAAAACAUGCUCCCUCAGGAUCCCAGGUGUGACCACAGAGCACAGAGGGGAGUACAGAUGCAAGGUGUUCAAUUUGUAUCAUGAGGCCUGGAGCGACACCGCAACAGUGACAAUUGGCCCGAGUUCAGUCACAGACGCCUCAUGGGUAGAAGUUGAUCGGGGGUUAGAGUCUCAGGAAGUCCAGAGGUCGACGACCAGAUCAGGAGUAAAUCCAGUGCAGCAGAUGGCCUGUCCUCCCCCAGCAGCCAAGAAUUUCUAUGCUACAGACAAAGUUGCUCUCCUGAUUGGCAACAUGCACUACCACUACCACCAGCAGCUGAGUGCUCCCAUUUCUGACGUCCACGAGUUGACCAACCUGCUCAGGCAGAUGGACUUUAAAGUGGUCUCCCUGCUGGACCUCAACUGCCAGGAGAUGAAGAGCGCUGUUAGUGAGUUCCUGCUGCUGCUCGACAAGGGCGUUUACGGGCUGCUGUAUUUUGCCGGUCACGGCUAUGAGAACUACGGCAACAGCUUCAUGGUUCCUAUCGAUGCUCCGGCUUCCUACACAUCGAAACACUGCUUGUGUGUGCAGAACAUACUGACCAGGAUGCAAGAAAAAAAGACUGGACUCAAUGUCUUCCUGUUGGACAUGUGUCGCAAAAGAAACCCAAACGAUGGGUUGAUCGUACAACCGGGAACACUAAAGGUCACAGCCAACAUAGUGUUUGGUUAUGCCACAUGUGUUGAUGCUGAAGCGUAUGAGGUAAAAAGAGAAGAUGUGUCAAAUGGCAUCUUUAUCAGCUUUCUCAAACGGCAUGUGUGUGAGGACGAGAAGGUCACCGUGAUGCUGGACAAAGUUGCUGAAGACAUGGGUCGCUGUGCGAUUACAAGAGGAAGGCAGGCUCUGGAGCUGCGCAGCAACCUGUCUGAGCGGCGUUCCCUCACAGACCGCAUAUUGCCACUGGACAGUUCUGCCUCCGACUCGGCUCGGAAUCUGCAGUGGGCCAUCGCUCAUGUUCUGCCUGAGAGUCGCUCCCUCAGUUUUGACUGCGGUGUGAAGGUCCAGCUUGGAUUUGCGGCAGAAUUCUCCAACAUCAUGGUCAUCUACACUCGGAUACUUGAGAAACCUGCAGAAAUAGAUUCCUGCAGCGCUCAGCUUACAGACUUCCCACAGGAAGUGGACAUUGACCUGAAGAAGAGUAACCAGGAGACUCUGUUUGAAGCUGGCUGUUUGCUGCUGAUUAAGGAGGAACUCCCUUCAGUGGAGGAGCACAGUCUUUACACACGCAUCCGCAGUCUGCAGAGACUCAAGACGGACCUCGCCUUCACCGUCUGCCUUCACUACACGUAUUCCAACAUGGAUGAAGAGGUAGUGGAGAGGCUGCCAGUCACAGUGGGCAAACCUUUGGUCUCCAAACUGAAUCUCCACGAACCUCGAACGUCUAGCAGCUGCUCUGCCACCCUGGGCUCCAGCCUCGACUCCUUCAGCUGCCCUGAGAGCUCCUCCUUAGCCUCCGUCGAUUCUCCCUCAAACACGUGGCCACACUAUGGAGACACUGGCAGCGCAGUUUCUCUAUCUGACUCUCUGACUUUUUCCAGGGGUGCCAACCUACCAGAGGAGAGUGACAGUCCCGGAGAAUUGGAUUCACAUCAACCUCUGACUGCCAGCAAAAGCUUGCCCCAGAGCCAACUCAAUGAAAUUAGCUACAAAUUUAGUGACAUGUACAACCUCCAUUCUUUAUAAGCAUCUUACUUUAGGGGAUUAUUUCCAUGUUUUUCUAUGCAAAUUAACAUUUCAAACUAUUUAAGACUGAGAUAUUUUUACAUCUAAAUAUAACAAAUACAAACUGUAUUAAACAGACUGUGAAUAAAAGAUAAAUAUCUUUGUGAAUGGUGUUAAUCUACACAUAUAUUUUUGUAAUUUAGUUAAUGUAUUUAGCUGAUAUUUUGUGCUAGUAGCAAUGUACUUCCCCUCUUUUGUUAUAAGUCUGUUCUUAUUUGUAUGACACUGCACAUGUCAAUACACUGAUUUAAAGAUCAAAUUUAACAAUUAAAAUGUAGCAUGACUUCA
This is a messenger RNA of Poeciliopsis prolifica (blackstripe livebearer), 3325 nucleotides long. It is a transcript of the gene malt2, whose product is annotated as MALT paracaspase 2. The record is from RefSeq and is a predicted model, not a curated record. Bases 539 to 2998 code for a protein of 819 amino acids. Lineage: Eukaryota; Metazoa; Chordata; Actinopteri; Cyprinodontiformes; Poeciliidae. The transcript has 16 exons. Gene Ontology annotation, molecular function: cysteine-type endopeptidase activity. Gene Ontology annotation, biological process: proteolysis.